This is a messenger RNA of Bipolaris oryzae ATCC 44560, 606 nucleotides long. RefSeq lists its product as uncharacterized. Lineage: Eukaryota; Fungi; Ascomycota; Dothideomycetes; Pleosporales; Pleosporaceae. The record is from RefSeq and is a predicted model, not a curated record. Bases 1 to 606 code for a protein of 201 amino acids. The transcript has 2 exons.
AUGGCAACGCUCCCUGGCUCCUCCGAGACUGAGGCGUCACCUGUAGCUCAUGGAGCGCCAACCACUUUUCACGACUGGCCUCAGCUUUCUAAUGAGCUCAAACUUGAGGUUUUGUCGUAUUUGCUCACCUUUUCUGUAGGCAUUGAUAUUUACCGGGGGACUCCUUCUUACGACUCCCGUAUGGAAGAUUCACACCAGAAGCGCUUAGACGAUCACCUCUUUCCUCUGAUUGCAACCAGAAAUAGCAACUUAGCCCAUCUUGCGCAAGAAGCCUACUACAAGCAUAACAUCUUCAUAUUACACUUCAUGUUUGAUUUCGAUAACAUCACCUACUGGCCAAAGGCUUCUUGUGCCAAAAAGAUCCGGCACGUGAUGAUUUACCUAGGAUUAUACACUGGUUCUACUUUGGAAGAGCUUUUGCUUGAUUGUCAGGGAGCAGCCCUGUUCCGACCUACUAAAAACCUCGGAACCGAUGCUAUUACCUGUCCUAAAGGAAAGGCUGAGGCUACAAGAAUUGCCGAAACCAUACAAGACCAUCAGGAAACAUAUCCACUUUUCAACAAUUUACAGACUCUUUUCAUCGAUGCCUCCAUAUCGGAAAGAUAA